UACUAGACUAGGCAAUGCCUAGGCUAUUUAAUGAGAAUACAUUUAAUGAGAAUUUUACCCGAGUCUAGGCUCUGGUUUGCUGGGUCCUAUUAGUAUUCCUGUCCUAUGGGUGUGCAGUGUUGCUAGCCACGUCAGGCCUGUAGCAACUGCUUGUCUCCUGCCUCACCAAGGCAAGGUUAGAUACACUCGGCUGAAGACACUCGAAGAAAAGACCUUGGGAACAAAUUCAACAUCUUGGCAACCAGGAAUUGCUUUCCUCUCUGUUUCGAGAAGGCCUAGUGAUGAAGCAAGUGUUAUCAUUGCCUGAAGUUACAGAGCUUUCUUUAUUUGGACGUUUCGCGACAUUUUUGCUUUUCCAAAAGGGAAUGUUUGCAUAGCUACAUUGCCGAAUACCCUCCUCAAGCCGUAUUCUCCGUGUUUAAUGGAAACAAUUAUAAGAAAUGGUUGCAUUUUGCGAAUACCAGUGAUUGCUUUCUACAGACCAUCACAGCUGCGGUGCGCGAGGAAGGACGCCUCAGCUUGUUGGACCCCGGGUCGCGUGUGUGUAUAGGCUACGGUUACCGUAUACCAUCAGUUGGACUGCUGGAGUGAAGGUGACUCGCGCCCCCUUUGCAGUCGAUGCAAUGCGGAGAGGAGUCGCAGGCGCUCAUCCGGUACUUCUGCGCUCUGACGGCAGCCUGCAAAAAUAUAUUAUUCUUCUUAGACGGUAGAGAGAGAGAGAGAGAGAGAGAGAGAGAGAGAGAGAGAGAGAGAGAGAGAGAGAGAGAGAGAGAGAGAGAGAGAGAAAGAGAGAGGGAGAGAGAGCAGUAAUACACCACAGAUAAACUAUCUAUCCUAUCCGUUUUAGGAUAUAUCCUACUGGAGAGGUUUUGACACCACAAACGAUAGAUAGAACAGGAUAUCGGCCAAUAGGUGGUGGUGGAGUUUAGGGGGACGUAGAUUAACAACGUUCUGUAUUAGAGCUGUUUUAUUAGUGGAUGUGUAUGCAUGAGUUCUGCACCGAAUGGGCGCAAGAACCGCCCCAGAUCCGCCGGGAACAUCUUCCAGAUCGGCAAGGCUCCCUGCCGAGACCCGGAGAGGAGGGAGAGCACGGAGAGCACCCGCAAAGCCCAGCGCGCCGUGGCGGACUGCAGAAUGAUUGUGCAGGAGUUUAACACGCUUGUGGCGCUGUAUCGUGAGCUGGUCAUCUCCAUUGGCGAGAUCUCUGUCGACUGCCCGUCGUUACGGGCCGAGAUGCACAAGACCCGAACUAAAGGCUGCGAGAUGGCGAGAGCCGCAAACCAGAGCCUGUCAGUCAUUUCGGGGCCUGAGGACGGAGAGAUUCACCCAGAGAUCUGCAGGCUCUUCAUCCAGCUGCAGUGCUGUCUGGAGAUGUACAUCACAGAGAUGCUCAAGUCUGUCUGUCUGCUGGGAUCCCUGCAGCUCCACAGGAAAGGGAAGGAUUGCUGUGGGCCUCCCAGGAUUGACGGUAAGGUGGAUGAGAGCUCAGACAUCCCCAUUCUAGAAGACACCUCCUCCCCAAUGGACUGUCAUCAGCUCUGCUGGCUGGUCACCACAGACAUAGACAAUACUGAGAGGGACAUGAGAGAGAUGAAGAACCUUCUCAGUAAACUCAGGGAGGCGAUGCCUUUGCCACUGAAGAACCAAGAUGACAGCAGCUUGCUGAACCUAACUCCCUACCCACUGGUCCGACAGAGGAAGAGACGGUUCUUUGGGCUCUGUUGCCUGGUAACCAGCUAAGGGGCCUGCCCUCCUGGGUUGAAGGCAGGAACGGUAAUGCUUAAGUUGAAGUGUUGUUCAUGGCACAUCCAUAAAAGUGUCCUAUGCACAUCAUAAUUCAAGUGUCAAAAGACAAGCUAUAAAAGCUUUGUCAACUGGAAUGACAUACAGUAUUUGCAUGUCACGACCAAUAUAUUUAUUUGCAUUAUGACAUGGUGUCAUAAGAUAUUGACAGUUAUCAUAACAGUGCCCUAUAAAGGAAAGAGCAUAGAAUUAAAUAUUUUGUCAUGUGUCAUGGGCAACACUGCACGUAAAGUGCUACUGCGGCAACAAAGACACCAUUAACCACAAUCCUUCACCACUUGUGUCUCCCACCACUAUAUUACUGCCAUGUCCAAUAUCCAAUACAGUUCUCUCUUUGUUGAAAAGGCUACCCCAUUUUAUAAUUUUAUUUUGUAAUACAAAGAUAAAUUGUAAUUGCAAUGUAAUGAAACCAAUAGUCAAAACAUAUAUUUUAAAUGUUUUGCAACUGCUUUUCUUUUCAUUUGGUACAGAAGUCCAACCUUUUCGUUUGGUACAGAAGUCCAACCUUUUCGUUUGGUACAGAAGUCCAACCUUUUCGUUUGGUACAGAAGUCCAACCUUUUCGUUUGGUACAGAAGUCCAACCUUUUUGUUUGGUACAGAAGUCCAACCUUUUCGUUUGGUACAGAAGUCCAACCUUUUCGUUUGGUACAGAAGUCCAACCUUUU
Messenger RNA from Oncorhynchus masou masou (cherry salmon), 2469 nucleotides. Its product is annotated as regulator of G-protein signaling 7-binding protein A-like. Gene Ontology annotation, cellular component: neuron projection; nucleus; postsynapse. Gene Ontology annotation, biological process: G protein-coupled receptor signaling pathway. The coding region runs from base 988 to 1740 and encodes 250 amino acids. NCBI's taxonomy places the organism in Eukaryota, Metazoa, Chordata, Actinopteri, Salmoniformes, Salmonidae. The transcript is spliced from 6 exons. The record is from RefSeq and is a predicted model, not a curated record.